This is a messenger RNA of Tigriopus californicus, 1520 nucleotides long. RefSeq names its product methyl farnesoate epoxidase-like. NCBI's taxonomy places the organism in Eukaryota, Metazoa, Arthropoda, Copepoda, Harpacticoida, Harpacticidae. The record is from RefSeq and is a predicted model, not a curated record. Gene Ontology annotation, molecular function: iron ion binding; heme binding; oxidoreductase activity, acting on paired donors, with incorporation or reduction of molecular oxygen, reduced flavin or flavoprotein as one donor, and incorporation of one atom of oxygen. Gene Ontology annotation, cellular component: cytoplasm; intracellular membrane-bounded organelle. The coding region runs from base 45 to 1502 and encodes 485 amino acids. Gene Ontology annotation, biological process: xenobiotic metabolic process. The transcript is spliced from 3 exons.
CACAAACAUUCAAUUUGUGACCGUCGAGCAUUCAUCACAUCGAAAUGAUUUUUAUUGCUGUGAUCCUCAUUUUGAUAAGUUUUUGGAUCUUCCUAAAGGGAACGAAGAAGCCCAAGAAUUUUCCACCCGGUCCUCCGAUCGUUCCCAUUUUGGGAUCCAUUCCAUUCAUGAAGGGUCCAACAUUGAACGAGAAGAUCUGGAGCAAAGAUUUAGCCGAUCAAUUUGGACCUGUGAUAGGGUUGAUCAUGGGAAACAAACCCUUCGUUAUGAUCACUGAUCCCAAAGUGGCCAAGCAGGCUUUGAGUGGUGAGGAUUUGAUUGGAAGACCUCGGGAUCCUUUAGCUUUAGAGGUCAGAGCUCAGAAUGGGAAAUUCUUCGGACUUUUCCUGGCAGACGGAGACAAUUGGAAGCAUCAAAGACGAUUUACCCUUAAAGUCAUGAAAGACAUUGGGAUUGGACGUAGUGUCUCUGAAGAUGCCAUGAUCCUUGAAGCCGAUAAAUUGGUCCAAGAGUUCGACAAAACGGUUUAUCAAGACCUGCUCAUGGAUGGACAAUUCAAUAUCCCGGUGGUUAAUGUUCUUUGGGUUAUGCUGGCCAACGUCCGAUACGAGUACAAUGACCCUGAAAUUCUCGCGUUUAUGGAACUUCUCCGGCAAUUAUUCCGAGGAGGAGGGUUCCUGAAGCAGUUUUUUGGAGUGCUCAAAUAUUUUCCCAAUCUCAGUGGACUGAAUGUGAGACGAGCGACCAACCAAAAACUGCGUAUUCCAAUCCAGCGUGAAAUAGACAACCACAAAGCUUAUCAUAAAACAACCAAGUCCCAUAUGAAUGAUUUUAUUGGUCAAUAUUUGGAGGAAAUGGAAACAGACCCAAUGAUGAACGAGAAUGAGCUGAUGAACAUUUGCCAAGACUUGUUUGGAGCCGGUUCUGAAACGGUCAGCUCGACUCUUCUCUUCAGCAUCUCAUUCCUGACCAUGUAUCCGGAUGUGCAAGAUGAAUGUUUUCAAGAGAUCUUGAACUUGGAACGUGGUGGAACACAGGUCUCACUCCAGAAUCAGAAUAAAUUCGUAUUUGUCAAUGCCACCAUCAACGAAGUCUUUCGAAAGAGUUCACUUACGGCUAGUAUAAUCCCUCACCGUGCAUUGAGAGAUACCAAGAUCCUCGAUUAUGACAUCCCCUAUGACACUAUGAUUUUGACCAACAUGAUGCUCAACAACAACGAUCCGAUCUAUCAUAUCAACCCCGAAGACUUCAACCCCAAGCGUUUCAUCAAUGAAUCCCAGAAACUUGUCAAAAAUGAUGUCCUCACUCCUUUUGGCGUGGGUAAACGCGUUUGUCCCGGAGAGUCCUUGGCCCGAGGGGAAAUCUUCAUCUUCCUGGCCAAACUAAUCCGGGCAUUUCAGUUCUGUAAACCCGUGGAACACCCACCACCCAAUGCCGAUGUUGUGUGGGGCAUGGCUCGAUUGCCCAAACCAUUUUAUGUAUACCUUAAAGUUCGGAAAUGAAAUCGUAGAACUCUGGAA